Messenger RNA from Tarenaya hassleriana, 799 nucleotides. RefSeq names its product probable RNA-binding protein EIF1AD. The transcript has 4 exons. Bases 131 to 649 code for a protein of 172 amino acids. Gene Ontology annotation, cellular component: nucleus. Gene Ontology annotation, biological process: translational initiation. Lineage: Eukaryota; Viridiplantae; Streptophyta; Magnoliopsida; Brassicales; Cleomaceae. The record is from RefSeq and is a predicted model, not a curated record. Gene Ontology annotation, molecular function: translation initiation factor activity; RNA binding.
CUCGACGGAAACUGAAAUCUUCUGCGCACAACAACAACAAAACCCUAAUCUCGAUCUUCAUCUGUUUCUGCCCCUUUGUGUUUGUUUCGUAGUUACAGUUGAUUCUGGACGGAUUUGAAACGUAGAAAAGAUGAAAGCGGGAAGGAAGAAUCUGAAAAAGGCGACGGAGGAGCGGAGCCUGACGCUUGAGGAAUGCCAGAGCAUUGUCCAGGUCGUGUCUCUCAGAGGUUCCAAUCUCAUCGAGGUAAUGGAUGCUAAAGGAGAGAAAUCAUUAGCACUGUUUCCAGCCAAAUUCCAGAAGAGCAUGUGGAUAAAACGAGGAAGUUUUGUGGUGGUAGAUCACACGGGGAAGGAAAAGGCUCUCGAGUCUGGUAGCAAAGUGGCAUGCAUUGUCUGCCAAGUUCUAUUCUAUGAGCAAGUCCGUGCCCUUCAAAAGACUCCGGACUGGCCGGAAAUCUUCAGAGACGCAAAGUCAAAGGAAGCUGAUGAAUGCUCUCAAAGGCACACCACAGAGCAAGAAGAGAAUGAUGAAACAGAUUCGAGCGAAGAUGAUGGCUUACCUCCGUUGGAGGCUAACACAAACAGGAUGAAGCCCUUUGGCGUGCAUUUGGAUGCAGAAACGGAUUCAGGGUCAGAGUCAGAUUCAUAGAAACAGAUUCAUUAUUGAUGUUUAAGUCACUUGUUUUUCCAGCGGGGAAAGUUUAGUUCUUUUCUUUAGGUGUUGUCUUGAGAUUUUCGAGCUGUACACUACGCAAACAAAAAGAGAGAAUUUUCGCCCUUCUCGGGAGGCUCCUCUGAA